Messenger RNA from Exophiala xenobiotica, 2029 nucleotides. RefSeq lists its product as uncharacterized. Lineage: Eukaryota; Fungi; Ascomycota; Eurotiomycetes; Chaetothyriales; Herpotrichiellaceae. The record is from RefSeq and is a predicted model, not a curated record. Gene Ontology annotation, molecular function: DNA binding. Bases 297 to 713 code for a protein of 138 amino acids. Gene Ontology annotation, cellular component: nucleus; cytosol. The transcript has 3 exons.
GUUCGAAGACGCAGGACGGGUAUAGGUAGGACAAUAAGCCAAAUAGUAUGGAAGGAUCAUGGAAUGAUUGAGGACGGCAAUGUGAAGGUAAGUCCGGAGAGCACUCUCGCUUAACUGGAAUUUUGGGGAGACAACCGACUCGCCGACAACCAGCGUCAUUCAUCGUCGCUCCAGGUCGAUCUGCUCCAGGCCACAACCAGGCACAACUGCGCCCUAAAUUGAUUGCCCCGCGAAGCAUUUUCGUUUGCAGUGAAACACAAUCACAUUCUCCCAAUAGAGGCCUUCAAAAUUUGGAAAUGGCAGACGACGAACUAGCACAGAUUCGAGCAGCGCGUCUAGCCCAGCUCAAACAGCAACAGGGCCGUGGAGGGUCAGGCGACACAGGCGGAGACGACGAGGAACAGAGGAGAAAACAAGAAGCCGAAGCGCGAUCCUCCAUAUUGACGCAAAUCCUCGAACCUGAAGCCGCCGACCGCUUGGGCAGAAUCCGCAUGGUCAAAGAAUCACGAGCGACCGACGUCGAGAACAGACUCAUCAUGCUGGCUAGGUCAGGCCAGUUGCGGGCAAAAGUCACCGAAGACCAGCUCAAGGAAAUGCUGGCAAGUCUCUCGGAGCACGAAAAACAAUCUGGCCAAACGCUGGAGAGUGUGAAAGUGGUGCGAAGAGGUGGAUGGGAUGAAGAUGACCUUGACGAUUUACUCAACGAGUCUUGACACGACACAGCACUGGCAUGAGACGCUAGUCUAUCUUGCGCAACAUCUUGUUUGUCUCUGCAUCAUCAUAUCUGGGCAUCUAUCAGAGAGAUGUGUCAAAACCCAUGCACCCGUAGUGGUGAAAGGGCGUGGGGAGACAUGAGUUUGGAGGCUUUAUUCCAUGAUCGAGAGCGUGGUUUUCGAGAGUUUGUUCCUCAUCUAUGCUAGUCCAUUUCUCGAUAUGGUCUGCUCGAUUCUGCUGGGCCACAGACGAUCUCGCAGAGUUACUCUUGGAUUUGGAGGCUGCCAUCGUGGUUUUGGCCGAUAUUUGGGAACAUUGUGAGGAGCGGCGGAGCGGGAAAGGGAAGUGUAAGACCUCGCAGCACCAGUCAAAACUCUCCACAUAUCGGUACCUGCCUAAGGUGUACUUUGACGUACAGAUGAUCACCAUAUGUGCUAAGUCAGAGGACCUAGGGCUCUCAACAGCAGAUCAUAACCUCAAAAUGUCUGUCCCCACGUUAAACUGCAUGCCUCAUCGUGUGUCAGCCAAUAAAGAUACGAUGUAUCUCGACUCUCAUGCGGAGAUGUCGAGGAUACACUUGGAUAGCGCUUGACAGCUGUUUCCGACCCAAUCGCUAAAGGUUGAAUUUGGAGAUGAUGCAUUUGAUCCCAAGCGAUCGACAUCGUCAGGCGAGGGGUGCUGAGUACAAGGAAGCGUACGUUGUGGACAGCAUGGCCAGAAUGGUUAUACGAUACAAAGGGUGAUCUGCAGACCUGCCAUCCGCAAGGGCCUCAGCAACAUCGCAGUGACUGGGGGUUGAGCAGUCGUUGGGUGCGCUGACUUGACUUGGCAUGAUGAGGUGCUGAGGCCAUGAUAGCGACGGAUUCGGAGGUUAGAACUCGGGUGGUACCAUGUCUGAAUAUGCAUACAGCAGGUGCCCUGUGAACUCGUCGCACCACCAUUUAUGGCUGCCCAGGCGCGGAGUUCCGGACGUGCAUGUCUAGAGCAUGUGCACGAAGACAACGAGGUAGUGUGACCUCUUGGACGAGAAGCGAUCGAGUGACCCGGUCCCGCGGGCGAAGUGAACUUCUUGGGUGCUAUCAAAGUAAAUUGGUUGUCUCAGACAUGUAGUGUCGGGCUAACAUUUGGCCCCUUUGGUGGCUUCCAAGCCUCGUUCCAUGGACACACAUGCCAGGAGUUAGUGUCUCUUCAGGAGCACAUUUCAAAGAGCAUAACGAUCUCCUCUGGCGGUGGAAGCGUGGGGCUGUGACCACGGUGUUCCUUAUGAUAUGAAUCGUGGAAGACUGCAGUCGACCAGAAGUCAAGAUGAAGUGUU